Aphanomyces astaci is the source of this 4854-nucleotide messenger RNA. RefSeq lists its product as hypothetical. Gene Ontology annotation, cellular component: cytoplasm. The record is from RefSeq and is a predicted model, not a curated record. Bases 105 to 3515 code for a protein of 1136 amino acids. Gene Ontology annotation, molecular function: phosphatidylinositol-3,4-bisphosphate 4-phosphatase activity. Lineage: Eukaryota; Oomycota; Saprolegniomycetes; Saprolegniales; Verrucalvaceae. The transcript is spliced from 3 exons.
CUGCUCUGACUCUGGUGAGAAACCAAGGUAGAGUGAGGCCAGAUCUCAAGUUCUUUUGCCGCCAGUUCGGAGCGCAUCAGUAAGGAAGGCCUCGUCGCCCGUAGAUGCCUCGUUCAACUUCUCGGCUCGUUGCACUGCUGUCGACCGCGGUGGCGAUAGCCAACGCUCAAGACAACCCGCCGUCAUAUUUAUGGACCCCCGUCUUGAAUACCACAUGCGUCAACUGUCCUGUACAGAUCACAAGCUCGCACAAUUGGGCGGACACACUCAAAAACAUCGGCAUUGGCGCGGCAAACCUGAGUACACCAGGGUGCACGAUUGGCGCCACCUAUGUGAAUGUCCAGUUCCCAGCCGUGCGAUCGUACUCAUGGAUUUCCACGGGAAGCUCCAUGCAGUGCAGAGUCAACUCGGCCAUCGUUCCUUGCGUCCCGACCAAAGAAAAAGUGUCCACGUCGCUAACGUUGACCAAGGCGCACUUGAUGACGCUGGUCAAGUCGCCAUCCAACACAUUCACGCUGUACAAUCUCACGAGUCCCAUGGCUUUCGACGUGUCGUACUACACACCAGGCGCCAUUUCCGUCAACAUGACAAACAUCUCAGCCGAAUGCCAGCUCCCCACCGGCGCCGGCGACGAGGCAUCGAUGAUUCCCGCCUUGUCGGUGCUUCAAGCCGUGGCACUCAAGUCAGGUCCUAUCAAACUCGUGGCUGGGGCCAUGAAUGUCACCGUCUCGUCCUCGUCCACCGCGCUAGGCACCGUCACGAACAUCACGCUCGACGUCAUUUCCACCGCGGCGAUUCCCCCCCUCGCGACCAUGACGCUGCUAUCUCAGAACGAACAGACCAACUUCAACCUCGCGUUCAACACGUCGACAGAUCGCAUAUUUGUCGUGGGGGCCAAGGGCGUCGUGGCGAUGCAGGCCGACUUUAACGUGUCCAGGGACGUCGAUCGCAUGUAUGGCCUCAGCUUUGAGUACCGCGGGACGGCCGCGAUUCCGCAGCGCAGUCGGUUCACAAUCGUGCUCACAAACGUAUCGAACCCGAGAUCGUUAGCAAACGCGCUAGAAGCUAUCAGUUUGUUCGUCAAAGACAAUCAGAACAAUGUGUUUGCGAGCGCUACCAACGUCUCGUUCGCUGGACCAGUGCCGCAGCGGUAUGCGACAUCGUUCAACCCGUACGACAUGACGUCCGCCGUGCUCUUUGGCGUGUCGCUGCUCGUGGCCCUCGUAGUAGUCAAGCAGCACGGCCUCGGCUUCACCACCACCACAUGCUGGACGGACCUCGUGUCCAUCUCGGUGGUGCUGUCACUCGCGUGCGGGCUUGGCGCCUAUGUCAUGUGGAUGGUGCACCCGUCGUCGGCGUUUGUGUUUAUGACGGCGCUCCAGUACUUCUUCAACACCAACAUGGUCGUGUCGCUGUGCUUCCACUGGGCGUCGGUCCUCCGCCUCCAGCUCUUCCGAAAGCUCACGAUCAAAUCCCCCGCGCUCUACUGGUACCUGUUCAUCCUCGCCGUGCUCAUGGGCUGCCUCCUCACAUGCCUCGUCAUCUUUUCGUCCACGUUGGGCUGUGUCUACACGGACGUCCGGACCGGGUCGCUUCGGCAAAAGUCACUGGACGCGGCCGCGCCCGCCGCCAACGGCAACGACGUGCUCGACUCGCUCGCCAUGUGCUCCAUGAAUGGGUACUACAUGCUCUUGGCGUUGGGGUUGAUUGUGUUUACCGUGUUCCUGAUCGCGCUGGGCGGCGCCGUGAUGAUCAAGGGGCGCAAACUCAUGCUGGACGACGCGCUGCCAAUCGAAGCCCAAGCCGCGAUGCGCAAGGCACUGACGAUUUUCUACGGCAUCAUCGCCAGCACGGUCGUGAUUUAUAUCAUUUCCGAAGUGAUUUACAUUGCGUCGUACAUCAUCUCCAAGCAGAUUGAACGAACGUUCAAAGACACGCAACGGGUGGUCGCCAGUGGCGUCAACGACGACCUGCGCGUGUCUACGGCCAUCUGGUACCUCUUCACCGUGUGGUUGCCGCAGUGCGGCCCGCCCGUGCUGCUCUUGUUUCUGCAUUAUGCGCCCAACAACCAAGACGACGAUCGCCGCACGUCGUUGGGCGACGUCCGCGGCGCCAAGCCGAGCCAGGACAUGAUCUCCACGCCCAUGUCCGAUCGCAUGGGAGACCUCACGCUCUUCAACGAGCACAACGUGACGCAGUCGCAUCGGCGGUUUCUCAACCGCACCGCCACGUUCUUGGAAGAUUCGGCCAACAAGCUGCACGUGAUUGUCAAGCUCAAAGUGCCCGAGGGCAGUUUGACGCGGCGGUGCUACAUCACCCUCGACUUUUGCACGCUCAAGAUGACGACGACGGCAACGACGACGACGGCGACGACCAUGACCAGCAGCAGCCACGCGUCGCUGUCGUCCAUGGCGAGUUGUGCCAGCACCGGCCAAGAGUGGAAGUUUGUCGAAGGCACCGAGCGCGUCCAGGCCCAGGAGGCGGAAGACCCGACGUUCCGCAGCUCCACACUCGGGAUGGUCAACGUCCCGUUCGUGGCCGUGCUGUCGGUGCCCGUGGCGGGCCUCGCUGCGCACACGCUGCUCCGGUUCAUCGUGCACGCCGAAGCCGAAGAGUCGGAGAGUGUGUUUGGUCCGAUUUUGGAGUUUGUGACCACCCCCCAGGCAGUGAUGGACGCCACGUCCAGCAGCCAGGCACUGGUGGUGCGCGCGGCGGACGAGAGCGAAGUGACGCUGCCCGAGCUGCUGGCCCCGCGCCACCCCCCUUCGAAUCCCCCCCCUCAAAGUGCGUUUGCGGCCAAAAUGCUCCUGACGUCGUCGGAACUGCAUGUGACCACGGUGCUCAUGGACAGCAUCGGGCCCGAAGCGCCGUUGAACCACCACAACAUGGGCAACAUCAUCCGGUUUUUCCAGUACGAGCCCGCGACCGGUGACGUCGGGCUCGUGGUGGAAGAUCUCAAGGAAUCGCGCUUCACCAACUUGAUUCCUCGGCAGUUUCUCGAGUGUUUGGCCGUGGAGAGGGCGGACGACGUGGACCAAGCGAAAUUGGAUCUGCAGGCGUUUCUAAGCGUCAAGAAGGAUCGCGUGGACGGCGGGUUCUACAACCAGAUCUUGCAGACAAUUCAAGAAGAAGGCGAGUACAACCUAACCAAGCUGUGGCUCGAAGAUCGGCUCGUGCGCCGCAAGGAGUACCUGUCCAAGCUGCGCAAGAACGUGCAGUUUCUAGUCCAGCGAGACAAGCAAAAGCUGUAUUUCAAGGCCAGUGUCGACAAAAAGACGGACGACCUCAAGUUUGUGCCUGUGAAUUUGGUAUGGAUUAUAUAUAUAUAUAUAAAUCUCAUGUGGUGUGUUGUUUUAUAUAUAUUUAGCAUGUGGAAGACAUGCUCGUGGGGCCGCAAGAAGCAUUUGUCAACGAAGCCAAGCUCCGAUCGUCGCAAGAAGUGCGCACAUAUGACUUUACGACUGUGGGGGCAAUGGCGGCGCACUGCUACAAGUUCAAACAAGGCGGACUCAUGACAUUGCAGGCCAAGCUGGCGAAACUGCAGGCCAAGCAAAACGCAACCGACUUGCCGUGGGACGAACAAUCGCGGCACAUCGACGACCUAUCGUGGGACAUUAGCAUGCGUCGCGAUGUGUGCAUUUCGCAGGCGUUGACGGCGGUCGUGGCCAGCUUUGUGCGCAAGGUCGAGAUGGCGGUGCAGCACCCUGAUCCGCACAUGGGCGAAGCGAUGUUGCUGCAGUGGAGUGAGAUUGGGUUCCUUUUCCAAGUCGAGUCACUGCUAAGCACCCACGGCAACGAGAUUGGGAUGAUUGAAGACAUGAGUGUGGCGCUGGACGCGCUGUCGAGGGUGUCGUUUCGACUGGUGGACACCAAGGACAAGCCGAAUAGCCGGUUCUCGUUCCGCAAGAAGGCGGUAACGUCCACGAGCGACGACGGCGUCGUGCAAAAGGUUCAAGUGACGGAAUUGCCCCAGCCCAGCCCGUACAAGUACACUGUGACCCUGCAAGUGCAAUGCGGCGAUUUUGACCUGCCGAAACGGUUGACCAGAGGCGGCCAAGUGGCGGUGUGCCCCGUGCUGUUUACCCAAGGCAUCAACGAAAUGCAAACCAUCGCCAACAACACGGAGCGAGCCAAGACGGAGCUCCAGGACGUGAUCAACAUGAAGUACCUCCGGCAGCUGGAAAGCUACGCCAAGGCGUACGGCCAGUGGGUGGCGCAGCAGGGCGUGCGAGGGGCGGUGGUGCCUGCGAGUCGGGAUGACGUGGACGUGCAUAAGCUGUUGGGGUCGCUGCGCGUGUCCAUCGAAGAAGCAGCCAACAGUCUGGUCAAGACAAAGCGCACGGAGAUCCUGACCAAGAGCUCCGACGUGAGUCGGCAGAUGGGCGGCGGCCGCGUGACCAUUUGCAAGAGCGCAAAGGACCGCACGGCCAUGUCCGUGACGCUCGAGCAGGGGCGUCUGCUGAUGAAGUACCACGGGAUGGGCCUCGACAAGUUUGCGCCCACGGUAUCUGCGAUGAGGUCCAAGGGCGUGCGCAUUGAAAACGCGCUCAAGAACACGGGCAAAAAGCAGUUUGCAUUCAACAAGCUGCAGCGCUACGCCAUGCCCGAGGACUACAGGUGUCCUGAAAACGUUGGCGGCGCAGGAAAUAUUAGUUAGGUGAAACGGAUACAGGGCAUAAUAUAAUAUAACGUUACUAGGAUAAUGGGAAAAGGCAAACUGGUGAUGGAUUGAUAUGUGGUGUUUGAAUAGUCAUGGGCAACCAAAUUGCACGAGGGGCGUCCUACUGCUGUAACGUUGUACGACCUGCAUAAUGGACUACGACCAAUCCGAGGUCGUGCAAUGUGGUGGUGGUU